AUGUCGUUCUGGCCAUUCAACAAUUCUUUCAACAACAACAAUGCAUUACUGAAGUUCUUGGACUCAGUACAUGAUCUCUCUUUGGUCACUAUUGAGGAUAUGACCAAGGAUCCGACAUUGAUGCAAGAGAUUAUUAACGAACUACACAAUAUCAAAGGUCAUUACAAUAAUGCAAAGAAUGGCAGUUUCCAAUUUCUGCCGACAGGUGCAGAAAAUGGCUCAGAUUCUGCCUCGUUCACGUCUUCAACUGAUAAUAGCAAUUCCAACUCAACAAAGGAGAUCAAGGAUGGGAAAUUGAUUGAGUUGCUUAUACAGCCCCACAUUUUACGAGGCUUUAUUGUUAUUCUCGAAGAAAGUGUUGAAUUUUUUCAUCAAUUGCGUAUUAAAGAAGAAGAAAAGAUUGUAAAUUCAAUUGAAGAGAAUAAUCCAACUACAGACAUUGAGGAGAAUGACGAAAUGGAGGAGGCAAAAACUGAGGUGGAAACACCGGAUGAAAAGUUUAGAAAGUGCGUGCAAAGCGCGGCUGAUAUUUUGGCCAUUGACAUGUGGAUCAUUUCAAACAGAAUAAUUGAAACACCAGGAAUCAUGGAUGAAUUGUGGCUGCUUUUGAAAUUACCCAACCUCCAUGAAAACUCACCAACUGUUCCGUACUUGGUGCGCAUUUUGGACCAAUUGCUUGAUUUAAACAGCAUCGAGUUGUUAAACUAUGUAAGGCGACAAGAGAACUUGGUCGACACAUUCUUGGACAAGAUUGAAGUACCAGCCAUAAUGGAUUUUUUCUUUCGGAUCAUACAAACUGACAAGCCAGAUUCACCAACAGGGAUUUUGGAGACGAUUGCCCUGCAGGGCGUAAUCAAAAAAUUAAUAGAAAUAUUGAAGCCACAAUCAGAAACACAAUUUGAAAAUACACCAUAUAUUCCAGACCAUCAGCAAUAUUUUAGACAAAGCUCGGCCACAGAUUUCUUGAAAGCGUUGGUGACGAUAUCGUCAAAUGCCGCGUUAGCUGUCGUGAUGGAAACCAAUAUAGGACCAAAUCAACUCACUCGCGAAUUGGUCACACCUGAAAUUGUUAAUACAAUAAUCCACGAUAUUAUGCUCAAAAAAGUUAAAGAUAAAGAUGGUAAAAUUCAAACAAAUAAGCAUGGGAUCAAUAAUUGCGUUAGCAUUAUUAUUGAGUUAAUUAGAAAGAACAAUUCAGACUAUGAUCUCAAUUGCGGAUCAUAUAGCUCAAUGCUUCAAACUGGAGAUGGCACGCCUGGAGAAGUAAACUCUUUUGUAAUGUUUCAGUGGCUAAAAGACUUUGAGCAAAAUCCGCCAAGCCAAAGAGAUCCGAUAUAUUUGGGGGAUAUGUUGCAAUUGUUUUCUGAAAACUUGUCAAAUUUCCAAGAAUUGCUCGAGAUUGAGCCUAUACCACCAUCAAAAGUACAGACUGAUAUACUCGGAUUUACAAGGUUCAAAAUCUCGGAGCUAAUAGCUGAGCUCCUUCACUGUUCUAAUAUGAUCUUGUUGAAUUCUAAAAAGAUUCGCCGAAUCAUUCGCAUUCGAGAUCAAAUACGAUCUCAGCAAAGCAAGCGGUUGCGCAAGGCUUUGGAAGACAAAAUUGCAUUUAAAGAAACAAAUGCAGCAGAUAUCCAUGAUGUAACUUUAGGGUUGGAUGAUGUUUCAUUAGAUGAUGUCCACUUUGACACACAUUUGCAUAAUAAUAACGUUCACGACGAUGAGAGACACGGCAAUGAUGAUGAUGAUGAUGAUGAUGAUGAUGAUGAUGAGGAGGGAGAAAAAGAAAAAGAAGAAAAAGAAGAAGAAGAAAAAGAAGGAGAGGAAGAAAAUCAUAGCAAUAUAAACAAUCAUGAUGAUGUCGAUAAAGCUGGUGAUGAACGAAGAGGAGAUGAGAAUAGUUUGCUGCACGAUGUCCCCACCCCAAACUCCGUGUCCAAUUCAACUUCGGCUCUUCUUAAAGAUUUAGAAUUGACAGAGGACUCUGAAGAUGAAGAACCUUCUAUUUCUCCAGAAAAUCCGUUUGUGUGCACUGACAGAGAUGCCGCAAUAAGGCUGGAUCCUUGUGUUGGCGAUUACUUCAAAAUCAAAUUAAUUGAUCUGAACAUCUUGGCUAAUAUUGUCAGCAAAUUCACCAAAUACGAGUGGAACAAUUUUUUCCACAAUGUUGUGUUUGAUUUGAUUCAACAGAUUUUCAACGGAAAGUUAAAUUCAUACAACUCUUAUUUGAUUGUUGAGUUGUUCAAGACAGAUAAAUGCGACUUGACAGGAGUAAUUGCUCGCUCAUUUGAAAUAGAAAUUGAGCCACGACCAGGCUACAUGGGUCAUUUAAUUUUGAUUGGAGAAGAAAUUGUCAAGUUUACCUCAUUGUAUAAACCUGACCUCAUUUCACCCGUUAUAGUUGAAGCUGUAUCGAACCAACGAUGGAUUUGGUUUAUUAAUGAAGUCUUGUCAAAGACCAGAGAGAUCUACAAUGUAGUCUUGGGAGCUGAUAAUGGUGACGAAGAUACUGAUUAUGGGUUUGAUACUUCUACCGUGGGAUAUCUUGACGCAGAUGAGCCAAAGAAGAUUAUUCUUGGCGAUUCGUCAAAUCAUGACGAAUUUGUUAGAGAUAACACCGACUCAAGUCUAAACGGAGGUUUUAAUACAGACAAAAAUGCAAAUGGAAACGCAAUUUCAGAUGAAAAUGCAAAUGCAAACACUAAGACAAAUAAAGACAAGGACGAAGAUGAAGAUAUGUAUAUGGAUGUCGGGCCAAGAGUUGCCGAUGUUGAAGUGGGCAGGAUGACGCCGGAUGGAAAUUUGAGCAAACACAAGAUGCUUGAAGAUGACGACGAGGAUGACAUGCUCCAUAGUGAACAUGCAAAGUAUGAUGAGGAUUUAUCGGGAAGUUCUUCUGAAGAAGAUGAUGAAGAUGAGGAAGAUGAUGACGCAAGUAAUGAGUUACGUAGAGUUUCUAAACACACUGAAUAG
Molecule: messenger RNA, 2970 nt
Organism: Lodderomyces elongisporus
Lineage: Eukaryota; Fungi; Ascomycota; Pichiomycetes; Serinales; Debaryomycetaceae
Exons: 1
Coding region: 1-2970 (989 amino acids)
Cellular component (GO): cytosol; nucleus
Molecular function (GO): protein phosphatase binding; protein phosphatase regulator activity
Source: RefSeq, a predicted model, not a curated record